Messenger RNA from Salvelinus sp. IW2-2015, 2519 nucleotides. RefSeq names its product torsin family 2, member A (gene tor2a). Gene Ontology annotation, molecular function: ATP binding; ATP hydrolysis activity. The record is from RefSeq and is a predicted model, not a curated record. Gene Ontology annotation, cellular component: nuclear envelope; endoplasmic reticulum lumen. NCBI's taxonomy places the organism in Eukaryota, Metazoa, Chordata, Actinopteri, Salmoniformes, Salmonidae.
AAACUUCAGAAUCGCUUUAUGCUCCCCUCGUGUCUUUCUUGCCCUUCCUCCGCACUUUCUACAUUCGAAAUGCCGCUAGCGUUGGAAACUGUUGCUCUCUUCAAACGUAUUUUUCUGGCUCCUCUCUGCCUCUUGCUUCCUUUCUAACCAUACUCACUUUCUCUCUUUCUUACUUCCUCCUUUAUUUGUACCACUAUGCUCCAUACCUGCUUCAUUUUCUUCUCUAUCACUAUCUCCUACCAUCUCUAACCCAAUCACAGCACAGCCGUGCUGAACCGCUGCCAUACCGAGUAAAGUUUGAUAUUUUAUCAACGAUUGAUCUCAUUCAAAACAGUCGGAAAUCCCUCGCCUUGACAGUACUCACUGCUCCGGACUUCGUUUAUUCAGAUGUAUUGUGGGAGUUGCUGUUCAUGUUAAGCAUAGCGGUGGUGUGUUUAAAUUAAUUUAGAAGAAAACAAAACUACAAACGACGACCCCUAGCGGUGACACUUGAACAUUUUGAUUGCGUGGCAACAGAUUCUCGGCGGUCAGACACAUAACAAGCAAGAUGGCUGUCAGAAGGGCUGUGAUACAGCUGGUUUUACUUUAUUUUUCCCCCGGCGUCCAAUGUUUUUUUGAACGCAUCAGCUGCACCAUAUCUUCUGACUGCAAUUGUGAUUUUAAACCAAAUAUACGAGGUUUGGAAUGGGAUCUGUAUAAGAAUCUCUACGGACAGCAUCUGGCCCAGGACACGGUAUCAGAGGAGGUGGCAAACUUCCUUCAGAAGGAGAGUCCAGACCGACCCCUCGUCCUGUCCUUCCAUGGGGGGUCAGGGACGGGCAAGACUCUGGUCAGCUCCAUGUUGGGGAGACACCUGUAUGGCACGGCAAUGGGCAGUCCCUACAUCCAUCAGUUUGUGCCAACACUACACUUCCCCUUGCCUGACCGCGUCCAACAGUACAGGCUGGAGCUGAAGGACUGGGUGCAGGGGAAUUUGACGGCCUGUGCCCGCUCCAUAUUCAUCUUUGAUGAGAUGGAGAACAUGCCCCCGGGGGUCAUCGACAUCCUGAAGCCCUUCCUCGGGCCAUCACACACCGUGUUCGGCACCAACUACCGCAAGGCCAUCUACAUCUUCAUCAGCACCAUUGGGGAGGAGGUGAUUCACCGAAUGGCCCUGGAGACCCGGCAGGCUGGCAAGGAGAGAGAGGAGAUCAGGCUGGUGGAUCUGGAGGAUGCAAUCUCACAGGCAGUGUUCAAUAACAGCAGAAGUGGAUUCUUCCAUUCCAGCAUCAUCCAGGAGAAGCUGUUGACCAGCUUUGUGCCCUUCCUGCCCCUGGGCAGACGCCAUGUGGAGCGCUGUGCCCGCAGAGAGCUCUGCCAACGGGGUGAGUGCCAGCGCACCGAUGUGGUGGAGGCAGUAGGGGGAGCCGUUGUCUACAUGCCCGAGCAGGGACAACACUUCUCCAGCAAGGGCUGUAAAUCUGUGCCGGCCAAAGUCAACCUCUUCCUAUGAGUUAAGGUGAAAGCCAUUUUUAAUUGUUAGAAUUGUUCCCAGAGCCUCAAACUGAUUAGGGUGGAUUGUAUCAGACGGUGAACUGAACUGUUUCUCAAUGAAGAUCAUCUAUACAUCUACACUACAAACAGGAGAAGAUUGAUUGUAUUCAAAGAGGCAUGUAGACUUUUGAGGCGGUCUGCACACACAAGGUCAGAGCUGCAAAGGCAGAAACAUUAACAUUGAUCACAUUUUUACUGUGAAUCUCUAGUGAUGUAUCCCCCGGCCCGGAUUCAGUUCAGAAACAGUGGGAGAGAUGUUCUGCAGUGUCUGGAACCGAGAGCCAGCCUCUACCUCCAAUCCAACAACCUUUCCUUUAAACAGAAAAGUGCAUCAUUGAAGUUCUGAGUGUAGUGUGGCCGUAGGGGAAUGCAUCAUGAUUUCACAAUUAUUGCUACUAGCUAACCCUGGUUGAAAGGAGACUGGUCACUAAAUGUUGUCAAAAUGAACCAGUGAUCUGUGACUUCAUUCAGGGAUGUGUACUUCCUCCAAUAGGAAUAGACUCUUCCAGGGAAGUAUAACGCUGACCAAAAGGGAGGCCAUAUUUUAAGGGGAAAGUAAGAGGUAAUGUUAAGGGAUAGUUUGGGAUUUUGGCAAUCAGGCCCAUUAUCUACAGUCAGAUGAAUUUGUGGAUAUGUUAGCAUUGCAUUGUGUCAUAUAUCCUUAUCUACCAGGUUUUGUUAAAUUGAAACAAUCUGUCAUUACUUGAAAGUUGAAUGAUCAAGCGUUAUCAUGGUGGGAUGACCAGGCAACUAGGAGCAGAGAAAGUGUGCUCCUCUUGCCACUCGGUGGCAGUAAAGGCUCUUUUGAUAGCCAAGGAGACGGAAUAGAACAUCUCAAGAGUUUUUCAUUGAAGAUUAUUCUUUUAAUCACUGUUUUUAAGAGUCUUUGUCAAAUUAUUUGUUGAUGAAAAGAGAAACAAAGAAUAAUUGAGAAAUGUUGGUUUGAAAUUAUUAUAUAUAUAUAUAUAUAUAUAUAUAUAUAUAUA